AUGAAUUUUCUUGUGGUGUGCACCACUAAUGUGCAUCCAAAUGUCUCCGCCGAGACGGUUAAGUUGAAGCUCUUCCCGUUCUAUCUCACGGGUGAAGCCACUGCAUGGUUGGAUGAUCUUCCAGCUGGUUUUAUUACUACUUGGGCGGAGUUGACUCAAGCAUUCCUCAAGAAAUUCUUCCCUCCUUCCCGGAUGUUACAACUCCGUGACGAAAUCAACAACUUUCGUCAACUUCCAACCGAGGCUCUACAUGAGGCUUGGACUCAUUUAAAAAAGAAAGUCAAUAGUUGUCCAAAGCAUGGGUUGCCCGAUAGUGUUCUUCUCCAAACAUUCUACCGAUCACUUGAUACGGUCAACAAGUCGGUAGCAAAUAAUAUUGUGGGUGGGUUUGUGAUGGAAAACUCUUAUGCGGUGAUGAGUGCUCUCCUAGAUAUAUUAACAGAGACCAAUGAAGCUUGGCAUACUAGGGAGAUGGAAGUGGAUGGAGGAGGUCCUUCCAAGAUUGUCUUGUCUAGGGAGACGAUAAAGAAGGAAGAAGAGAGAGAUGAGACCAUGGCAAAAUUGGUUACCCAAAUGGAUCUCCUCACGAAACAUGUGUUGGGUGGAGGCUCUAAGCGAGUAAAUGUGGUAGGAUCUUGUGAAGGGGAUUCUAUGGAUGAGCAUUGCUUCCAAGUGUGUGAGGAGGAAGCCAAUUUUAUCAACAAUCAAGCGGGGGGUUCCCGUCCGAACUACCAAGGUCCUAAUCAAGGAUCUUGGCGGCAAGGUCAAGGGAAUCAAGAUUGGAAUAAGGAUAGCGAAAAUCAAGGGUGGAGCAAAGAUAGUGGAAAUUCUCAUUGGCGGGACAAAAAACAAGGUGGUUACCACAAUAAUCAAGGUGGUUAUAACAACAAUCAAGGGAGUUAUAACAACAAUUACAACAACCACCGGAGCUCAAAUCCUUAUGUCCCAUAA
Lycium ferocissimum is the source of this 951-nucleotide messenger RNA. RefSeq lists its product as uncharacterized. The transcript has a single exon. Bases 1 to 951 code for a protein of 316 amino acids. NCBI's taxonomy places the organism in Eukaryota, Viridiplantae, Streptophyta, Magnoliopsida, Solanales, Solanaceae. The record is from RefSeq and is a predicted model, not a curated record.